CCUUCCUUACUCUUCUGUCUAGCGGCGCCGCUUCUAGCUCGCGUUCUUUCCGCCGUUCGUCCAUUUGUUUUCUCCAUCAAACAGUAUUCAGAAUGGCUUCAGAGACCCAGUUUUUGGACGGAGAAAUGCGCUCUGACGUCGAGGACACAAAACUGAUGAAGAUGGAGACGUCAGACUGCGUGAGCGGCAAGGAGGAGGUCGCCACCGAGAACGGCGACGGCGUCAAAGUGGAGGAAAUGACCUCGAGGGACUACUACUUCGACUCGUACGCGCAUUUCGGCAUCCACGAGGAGAUGCUGAAGGACGAGGUCCGCACACUCACCUACAGGAACUCCAUCUACCACAACAAACACUUAUUCAAGGGAAAGGUGGUUUUGGACAUUGGCUGUGGCACCGGCAUCCUGUCCAUGUUCGCCGCCAAGGCCGGCGCCCGAAAGGUCAUCGGCAUCGAGUGCUCCAACAUUGUCGAGUACGCCAGGAAAAUCGUGGCUGCCAACAGACUCGAGCACAUCGUCGAAAUCGUCAAGGGAAAGGUUGAGGAAGUGUCCCUUCCCGACGGCUUGACACACGUGGACAUCAUCAUUUCCGAAUGGAUGGGCUAUUGCCUCUUCUACGAGUCAAUGCUGGACACGGUGCUGUUCGCGAGGGACAAGUGGCUGGCGCCGGACGGCCUUAUGUUCCCUGACAAGGCGACGCUGUUCGUGUGCGCCAUCGAGGACAGGCAGUACAAGGACGAAAAGAUCAACUGGUGGGACGACGUUUACGGCUUUGACAUGAGCUCCAUCCGCAAGACGGCCAUCAGUGAGCCUCUCGUCGACAUAGUUGAUCCCAAACAGGUGGUGACGAACGCGUCGCUGCUGAAGGAGGUGGACCUGUACACUGUAAAAAAGGAGGAGCUGACGUUCUCGUCGCCGUUCCACCUGCAGGUGCGGCGGAACGACUACGUGCAGGCGCUGGUGACGUUUUUCAACAUCGAGUUCACCAAGUGCCACAUGCGGAUCGGGUUCAGCACGGCGCCCGAGGCGGCCUACACGCACUGGAAGCAGACCGUGUUCUACCUCGAGGACUACGUGACCGUGAAGAAGGGCGAGGUGAUCAACGGCGUCUUCGCCAUGAAGCCGAACGCGCGCAACAACCGCGACCUCGACUUCGAGGUGCAGAUCGACUUCAACGGAGAGCUGUGCGAGCUGCACGAGUCCAACAAGUACCGCAUGCGCUGAGAAUCUCGCCGUCGCCGUCGCCACCUCCUUUCCUUUCAAAUUUGAAAAAUAUAAAAACAAACGACAAACUCGGCCGGCUGCUACUCUCCGUUUCCAAUACAGCAACAACGUGUCAUCCUUCUGCAACUGCGCGCGAGAACCGAGAAGGAACUCGAGCAAAAGAUUACCCCCGAAUCUGAUUCCGGGACAGCGUUUUACCAACCGCAGUGAUCUGUACGUUUAAUUUUUUGUAUUCUCUAGCAUGUGAUUUUGACGUAUAAAUUAUGCAUUUAGAUCACAA
This is a messenger RNA of Cloeon dipterum, 1500 nucleotides long. It is a transcript of the gene Art1, whose product is annotated as arginine methyltransferase 1. Gene Ontology annotation, biological process: peptidyl-arginine methylation. Lineage: Eukaryota; Metazoa; Arthropoda; Insecta; Ephemeroptera; Baetidae. The transcript is spliced from 5 exons. Gene Ontology annotation, cellular component: nucleus. Gene Ontology annotation, molecular function: protein-arginine N-methyltransferase activity. The record is from RefSeq and is a predicted model, not a curated record. Bases 93 to 1220 code for a protein of 375 amino acids.